AUGGCGAACGUGUCGAUGGGAGCUGUGCUCCUGCCUCUCGCCGGGUACAUGCUACUGUGCCGCCUCCUGCGCCACCUUCGCGAGACCCUCAUGUACUACCGUUACCCCUACAAGACCCGCGAGAGCUAUGCCAAGAUGACCGCUCACGACGCCUGGGCGAUCCAGCGUGAUGUUCUGACCCUGGAGUUCCCGUUUAUAGGAGGGAAGGGUCUUCAAUAUGCGCUGUUCAAGACUUACGGCAUCUCCACCAUCAGCAAGCUUCUGAUCGAGACGGGACAGCUUUCUACGCCCACAAAGGCUGCUAAGCGCUACGCCGACACGGGCUGCCUCUUUACCGAGUGGAUCGAUAAUGCGCCGGAGAGUGAACGCGCGAAUGCCGCGUUCGCACGCUUGAAUUUCCUUCACAGCCAUUACCAGAAAGCGGGCAAGAUCAGCAACGACGACAUGCUGUACACCCUCGCUGUCUUGGCCUUGGAGCCGAAGCGCUGGAUCGAGCAGUACGAAUGGAGGAAGCUAAACGAGAUGGAGCUUUGUGCUUUCGGCACGUUCUGGAAAUCCGCUGGCGAUGCCAUGGGCAUUUCGUACGAAUGCCUUCCGUCGUACAAAUCCGGCUUCACAGACGGCCUGCAUUGGCUCGACGAACUCGCAAUCUGGGUCGAAGCGUUCGAGUCGCAGCACAUGGUUCCGGAUACCAAUUGUAACCUAGUCGCCGACCACACUACGGAUCUGCUCAACUAUACCCUGCCGAAGCCAUUGCAUAACGCGGGCAAGAAAUGUAUCACCGUCCUCCUGGACGAACGGCUCCGGAAAGCGAUGAUGUACCCCCGCGCCCCCGCUCCCUACUAUAAAGCCAUCUCCACCAUCCUCACCAUCCGCAAAAACAUCAUCAAAUACUGCAUGCCCCCGCGCCCGGCCUUUCUCCGCUACACCUUCAAGAAAACAAAUCCCAAAACCGGCCGGAUCAAUUUCACGCGCUUUGAUGCUGAACCCUGGUACGUCGAGCCGACAUUGCUGAAUCGCUGGGGUCCAGCGGCCUGGGUACGGAGGCUGCAGGGUCUGCCGUUGCCUGGAAAGGGUUUCCAGCCCGAGGGGUAUGUGACGAGGGACGUGGGACCUGAGCGAUGGGUGGGCAAGGGCGGGGUGGAGUUUGAAGCGUCCAUGGCGAAGUUGAUGGCGGAAGGAAGAGGCGGGUGCCCUUUUGCGAAGCUGUGA
Molecule: messenger RNA, 1212 nt
Organism: Microsporum canis CBS 113480
Lineage: Eukaryota; Fungi; Ascomycota; Eurotiomycetes; Onygenales; Arthrodermataceae
Exons: 4
Coding region: 1-1212 (403 amino acids)
Molecular function (GO): oxidoreductase activity
Source: RefSeq, a predicted model, not a curated record